AUGCGUAUCCCAACGUUUCCAACUCUCGUUCGUACCUUCUAUACAAUCAGCAAUUAUACCCUUUCUCGCCUCCCAGCAACACAAUACAAAGCCCUUCAACCCAUCACUCGAGGAACUGUCCUGAGAUCAAUGCCAACCAUCCCAUUUCUAUCAUCUUUCUUUGGUACUUCAAGCUCUCAGCAAAUGUCUUAUCCAGUGCAAAAGACAGACGAAGAAUGGCAAGCUGUUCUUUCAAAAGAACAAUUCCGAGUCCUCCGUAAACAAGGCACCGAAGCUCCGUAUGUCGGCAAAUACGACAAACACAUGCCCGACUCUGGUGUCUACACAUGCGCCGGCUGCGAUGCCCCUCUAUACAAAGCUUCACACAAAUUCAAGUCUGGAUGUGGAUGGCCCGCCUAUUUUGACAACAUUCCUGGAGCUGUAACUAGACAUACGGAUAGUACUCUAGGAAUGGAGCGAACCGAAAUCGUAUGUUCGAAUUGUGGCGGCCAUUUGGGACAUGUGUUUAAAGGUGAAGGCUAUAAGACACCGACGGAUGAGAGACACUGUGUCAAUAGUGUGAGCAUGAAGUUUGCCCCGGAAGACAAAAUCGUGGAUGACGCGAAGAAUACCGGGGAGAGCAAAGUUUGA
Molecule: messenger RNA, 630 nt
Organism: Botrytis fragariae
Lineage: Eukaryota; Fungi; Ascomycota; Leotiomycetes; Helotiales; Sclerotiniaceae
Product: putative methionine-r-sulfoxide reductase protein
Exons: 2
Coding region: 1-630 (209 amino acids)
Biological process (GO): protein repair; response to oxidative stress
Molecular function (GO): peptide-methionine (R)-S-oxide reductase activity
Source: RefSeq, a predicted model, not a curated record